AAAAAACACUGCUCUGAUUCAUAAAUAUAAAAAGAUCCUCUGAGGAGGGCACUUUUGUGAUGGCAACUUCACUUCUAGGGGAGGAGCCGAGAUUAGGUUCGACUCCUUUAGCCAUGUUGGCUGCGACGUGCAACAAAAUCGGGAGUCCCUCUCCGUCCUCGAUUUCGGAUAACUCUUCGUCGUUUGGGAAAGGAUUUCACCCGUGGAAACGAGCGGCGGCUAGCAGCUGUAGUUUGGGGUCCAGUUUAUCUACUUUCGGAGUCACCAGGAACGGUAGCGGUUUAGCGGAGUCAUUUGGCACGAACAGCACAACAGGAUCCAGUGCUUUCUCCUUGACGUCUGGUACCUCAUCUAACUCCCAUUUCGGAAACGAUUACUCUGUUUUCCAAUCGUCCGUUUCGAACAGCUCUCAGGAGCCCGGUCAUCAGCCGGUAUUUAUUUCUAAGGUGCACACGUCCGUGGACAGUUUGCAAGGUAUCUAUCCGAGAAUGAGCGUGGCGCAUCCGUACGAGUCAUGGUUCAAGUCGUCGCAUCCGGGCAUUCCCACAGGUGAUGUAGGCACUACAGGAGCAUCUGCUUGGUGGGAUGUGGGAGCGGGCUGGAUUGAUGUUCAGAACCCGAAUGGUGCCGCUCUACAGACGUCCCUGCACUCAGGAGGGCUGCAGACGUCGUUGCACUCUCCCCUGGGGGGAUACAACUCGGACUAUUCCAGUUUAAGUCACUCUGCCUUUAGUACGAGUGCGUCCCCGCAUCUCCUGACAACGGGUCAACAUAUAAUGGACGGAUUCAAACCGGUACUCUCCUCCUAUCCAGACACUAGCCCCUCUCCCCUGGGUGGAGCGGCAGGUACCAUGUUGACCGGAGGUCCAUCAACCUCGUUAGCGGGGUCUCCGAGAUCUUCGGCACGGCGCUACUCGGGCAGAGCCACUUGUGACUGCCCGAACUGCCAGGAAGCAGAGCGUCUAGGGCCAGCGGGGGCAAGCCUUCGAAGGAAAGGGCUCCAUAGCUGUCACAUUCCUGGUUGCGGAAAGGUGUAUGGUAAAACCUCGCACCUCAAGGCACAUUUGAGAUGGCACACGGGCGAAAGACCGUUUGUGUGUAACUGGCUGUUCUGUGGGAAAAGAUUCACGCGCUCCGAUGAACUCCAGCGACAUUUACGCACGCACACAGGCGAGAAGCGCUUUGCUUGUCCCGUGUGCAACAAACGGUUUAUGCGGAGCGAUCACCUCAGUAAACAUGUCAAAACACACAGUGCCGGAGGCUCCACGGGGUCAGGAUCCGGGGGCAGCGGAGGCAAACGAGGUAGUGAUACCGACAGCGAGCACAGCGUGCCUGGUAGUCCCUCGUGCCAUUCGCCUGACCUGCUGCAACCCACCGAGGCAGUUCCGCCAGGCCUGAACGGCCGCGGUAACUCCCUCGAUUAAUUAUGCGUAAAUUGAACCUGAAUUGGGAACUGUAAGACUUGAGUGGGUUCAUAACCUAUGUCCACAGACAGGUUUCUUUUGUUAUUUGAGAAACGCUUGAGGCCAUUUCACUUUGAUGUUAUCGUGAGCUAAAAUCCACAGUGAGUUUUGUUCCGGUGAAAUUCGCCAUGACACAGUCACGGGAAUAAAGAGUAAACUUUAAGGAAAAUCUGGACACAAGACGAAUUUGCUUAAAACGCACAUAUUAGUGGGUACGUAUCGGAUGUAGCCUAAUUUACGCAGCGCAAGUUUCGAAAUGUCAAUAAGUGAAGUGGCCAGCAAUAUUUUGUUUCUGGUAUGUUUUCUCAAAACCAAACAGUGGCACUUUAUUCAUGAACACUACUGAAAUUCAUCUGUGUGGCUAAUCGGGCAACAAUAAUAAAAAUGACUUAGGGUUGCCAAGUCUUUUCGCCAUUUAUCAAUUUAUUUCUUUAAUAUUGGAAAAUAGCUUAUAUAAAUCGCAUUUUGGUCUUCAUUCAAGCAGAAUACAAAAGCUGAUCAUAUUUGUAUGAAAUGUACUUAUUUCCUAUCGCUGCAAACGAAUGUACAUACUGAAAAUGUAUAGAAUAGUUUAGAAGAUUAUUACAUUCCGGUGUAAAAGUUUGGGUAAUGUAUUGUCCAAGAUUCAAUUUUUGUAUAGUAUUUUUAGUUGUAUAUUGACACUAGUAAAUAUAUAAAAUUGUAUGGGAGUGCAUUUUUGUCAAGCCGUCAUAUUUAUCCAUGAACUGAACAUGUUUUUGGCGAUCUACAAUAGUCGAACUUUUAAACUGUAAAGAUUUAAAAAUCGGAAAUUCAUUCGAUGUUUAAUCAGGUUUUCUAAUUUAUGUGAGCAUGCACAUGUAAGAUGAGCGUUCAUUUCACAGCAUUAAUUUUCAAGAUUGGCUCUCUAAUUUAAGCCACUGAAUAAAGUCA
Messenger RNA from Electrophorus electricus (electric eel), 2375 nucleotides. RefSeq names its product sp8 transcription factor b (gene sp8b). The record is from RefSeq and is a predicted model, not a curated record. Gene Ontology annotation, biological process: regulation of transcription by RNA polymerase II. Gene Ontology annotation, molecular function: DNA-binding transcription factor activity, RNA polymerase II-specific; RNA polymerase II cis-regulatory region sequence-specific DNA binding. NCBI's taxonomy places the organism in Eukaryota, Metazoa, Chordata, Actinopteri, Gymnotiformes, Gymnotidae.